CUGAACCAAUUAAUGCACAUGCCCGCACCUACACACCUGCACGUCUUUGUAAAGUGGGAGGAAACCGGAACACCCAGAGAAAACCCACAAGGUCACAGGGAGAAUGUACAAACUCUGUACGGAUAGCACCCGCAGUCAGGAUUGAACCCGGGUCUCUGGCGCUGUGAGGCAGCAACUCUAUUGCUGUGCCGCCUUGUGCUGCUUUGAAGCCCUGUCCCACGGUACGAGUUCAUUCCAAGAGCUCUCUCGAGUUUAAAAAAAAAUCAAACUCGUGGUAAGCACGGAGAAUGGACGUAACGGGUACGUCGGAGCUCGGGGACGUCUCUUAGCGCUAACGGCAGGUACUCGGGAAGACUCGCUAACGGCAGGUGAGCACGGGAAGACUGGUGAAGAUUUUUCAACGUGAUGAAAAAUGUCAACGAGAGCCCCGAGUACCGACGAGUGGGCAUUACCGUAAAUCUCCGAGUUCGAAUCAGGGCAAACUCGGUCGGGAGAGAUCUUGGAAUGAACUCAUACAGUGGGACAGGGGUUUUAGGCUUGAGGCUCGAUAGGUUUGCAGGUACUUCCUACAUCCUCAACUAAACUUCGUUUCUGUCUUGCUCAGUGUUUGAUUUCCCCGUCCCACCUUGAGACGAAGACAAGAUGUCUUCCACCACCACUACUGACCUGGACAACAUGGACAUCCAAAGACAAUACAACAUCAACAGUUGCAGAGAAACGUCUGAGAGUUAUCGGGAAGAAGAGAACAGCUCUUCCAAACUGUUUGAAUCCUCAAGGAUAAAAGCCCUGGCCGAUGAGAGGGACGCCGUGCAGAAGAAGACCUUCACCAAGUGGGUGAACUCGCACCUGGCACGGGCGCUGUGCCAAAUCACGGACCUGUACGUGGACCUCCGGGACGGCUGCGUGUUGACCAAGCUACUGGAGGUUCUGUCGGGGGAACAGUUGCCCAAGCCGACACGGGGCCGUAUGCGGAUCCACUCGCUGGAGAACGUGGACAAGGCGCUGCAGUUCCUGAAGGAGCAGCGGGUGCACCUGGAGAACGUGGGCUCCCAUGACAUCGUGGACGGGAACCACCGCCUCACCCUGGGCCUCAUCUGGACCAUCAUCCUCCGCUUUCAGAUACAGGUGAUCAAAAUUGAAACGGAAGAUAAUCGGGAGACUCGUUCAGCCAAAGACGCCCUGCUGUUGUGGUGCCAGAUGAAGACAGCAGGGUACCCAGGUGUGAACAUCCAGAACUUCACCAGCAGCUGGAAGGACGGGCUUGCGUUCAACGCCCUCAUUCACAGGCACAGGCAAGAUCUCGUUGACUACAGCAAGCUGCAGAAGUCCAACUCCACCUUCAACCUCCAGCAGGCGUUCAAUGCGGCUGAGCAGCGGCUGGGAGUCGCCAAGCUGCUUGACCCUGAAGAUGUGAAUACGGAGAAUCCUGAUGAGAAAUCUAUCAUCACUUACGUGGUGUCCUAUUAUCACUACUUCUCCAAGAUGAAGGCCUUGGCUGUGGAGGGCAAGAGGAUCGGGAAGGUGCUGGACAACGCGCUGGAGACUGAGCACGUGAUCGCACGGUACGAGUCUCUGGCGACGGAGCUGCUGGAGUGGAUCGCACGGACCAUCACACUCAUCAGCAACCAGCGAUUUGCAAACUCCUUGGCUGGAGUCCAGCAGCAGCUCCAGGUCUUCACCACCUACUGCACGGUGGAGAAGCCAUUCAAGUUUGAUGAGAAGGGGAAGCUGGAGGUCUUGCUGUUCACCAUCCAGAGCAAACUGCGGGCCAACAACCAGCAGCUGUACCAGGCACCCGAGGGGAGGCUCAUAUCUGACGUCAACAGGGCAUGGGGGAAGCUGGAGAAGGCAGAACACGAGCGCGAGGGGGCGUUGCGGAAGGAACUGAUCCGUCAGGAGAAGCUGGAACAGCUGGCUCACCGCUUUGACCACAAGGCUGCCAUGAGGGAGGCGUGGCUGACGGAGAACCAGCGGCUCAUCUCCCAGGAUAACUUUGGCUACGACCUGCCCGCGGUGGAGGCCGCCAUGAAGAAGCACGAGGCGAUCGAGGCAGACGUCAGCUCGUACAAGGAGCGGGUGCAGGUGAUCACGGAGCUGGCCCGGGAGCUGGAGGCCGAGGGCUACUACGACAUCAAGCGCAUCUCCGCUCAGCGGGACAACAUCCUGCGGCUGUGGACCUUCCUGCAGGAGAUGCUGGCCGCACGCCGCUCCCGCCUCGAGCUCAACCUGUCCCUGCAGAAGAUCUUCCAGGAGAUGGUCCACAUGAUCGACUGGAUGGAGGGGAUGCAGGUUCAGCUGUGUGCCAAGGAGCUGGGCAAGCAUCUACUGGAAGUGGAGGACCUGCUGCAGAAACACAGCCUCCUGGAAGCGGACAUUUCCCUGCAGUCGGAACGCCUGAAAGCCUUGAACGCAGCAGCGCUGGAGUUCACCCAGAUCGAGGGGUACCAGCCGUGCGACCCGCAGGUGAUUUCCAACCGGGUGCAACAUGUGGACAGCUGCGUGGCCGAGCUACAGCGGCUGGCUGGGAACCGUCGCGCCUCGCUGGAGGGCUCCCGCUGCCUCUGGGCCUUCCUGCAGGAGAUAGAGGAGGCGGAGAGCUGGAUCCAGGAGAAGCAAAGGGUCAUCUCCUCGCCCCACCUGGGCAAGGACGUGAGCAGUGUCACGCUGCUGUUGGCCAAGCAGCGGGCUUUGGCGGGAGAGCUAGGCGGGCGGUGUGGCCUCCUCACCCAGACCAUCACCAAAGGCGAGCAGAUCCUGGCCGAGAGGCAUUUCGGCACGGGCAACAUCCAGGAGCGGAUCCUGGAGGUCCGUGUCCAGUGGAAGAAGCUGGACGAGUUGUCCGCCCUCAGACUCCAACACCUCCAGGAGGCUCUCAGCUUCUUCCAGCUCAAGGCCGACAUGGACGACCUGGAGGUCUGGCUGCAGGAUGUCUACCGCAUCGUCUCCAGCGACGACUUUGGCCACGACGAGUACUCCAGCCAGUCGCUGGCCAAGAAGCACCGCUCGCUGGAGGAGGACAUCGGGCAGCAGCGGCCACUGGUGGAGGGUCUGGGCGGGCAGGCGGACGGGCUGGCCCCCGGCUACCGGGAGCUGGAGGAGGUGCGGGGCCGGGUGGCCGAGGUGGAGGCGCUCUACCGGGAGGUGCGGGAGGUGGCGGGGCUGCGCCGUCAGUGGCUGCAGGACGCUCUGGCCGUCUACCGCAUGUUCAGCGAGGUCAAUGCCUGCGAGCGGUGGAUCGACGAGAAGGAGCAGUGGCUUCUCCGCAUGGAGAUCCCCGAGAAUCUGGAGGACCUGGAGUUGGUGCAGCAGAGGUUCGAGAGCCUGGAACAGGAGAUGAACAGCAUGUUGUCCCGAGUUGUGGAAGUAAAUGAAGUCGUGCAACAACUGGUGGAGAAUGGGCACCCUAGUGCCACUGAGGUCAUGAGUUGCCAGGACCACCUCAACAGCAGGUGGGGCCAGAUUCUGCGUCUGGUGAAGAACAAGAAGGACACGAUGAACUCUCUGCUGUGUGUUCAGAGCUACCUGCUGGAGUGCCAGGAGAUCAAGUGCCAGAUCCGGGAGAAGAGGAAGGCGAUUGAGUCCACACAGGGCCUGGUCAAUGACUUUGGUGGGGUGAUCGCUCUGCAGAGGAAGCUGUCCACCAUGGAGGGGGCGCUGACUGUCAUCGAGCCCAAGCUGAUCGGCCUGCAACUGGAGGCCGAGGCUUUGGCCUCCGCACACCCUGGACAGGCCAUGGACAUCUUGGUCCAGUUCGAGGAGAUCAGCGAGGAGUGGGAGCAGCUGAAGAGGGCGUUGCAGGGUUGCGAGGACUCCCUCAGCGUGGCUGGCAAGCUACAGCAGUUCAUCCAGGACUUGGACAGCUUCCUGUCAUGGCUGGCGCGGACCCAGGGGGCGGCGCUGUCCGAAGAGUUGCCCGGCUCGCUGGGCGAGGCCGAGGCCUUGCUGAGGCAGCACGAGGCCCUGCAGGAGGAGAUGGGCCGCAGGGAGGAGGACUACCGCCGUAUCCUGGCCGUCAGGGAGCCCCUCGCACUGGGCCAGGCCGAGCUGCCCCUCAGCUCCAUCCAGCAGUGGCUGGGCAAGCUGGAGCUGGGCUGGGAGAAGAUGCAACAGGUGUGGACCCGACGGCAGGAGGCCCUGCUCCAGGCACAUGUCUACCACCUCUUCCUGCGGGACGUCAGGCAAGCCGAGGCCUUCCUCAACAGCCAGGAGUCCAAGCUGGCCCAGCUGGAGCUGCCCGCGUCCGUGGCUGGAGCCGAGGCCGCCAUCAAGAAGCACCGCGACUUCCUGGUGACGAUGGAGAUCAACCUGCAGAAGAUCAACACGGUGGUGGAUGCCGGCGAACACCUGGUGAAGGGCGGCAACAUCUACAUGGACAAGAUCAAAGAUCAGACGGAAUCCAUCAUCACCAGGAGCCAGUGCAACUACAAGCUUGCCCACGAGUGGCUGGUGCACCUGAGCGAUGAGUGGGAGCUGCAACGGUUUCUCCAGAGUUGUCACGAGUUGGGCGAGUGGAUUAAUGAGAAGAUGCUGACGGUCCAGAAUACGUCACACGAUGAUGCUCAGAAACUGCACAAAAAAUGGCUGAAGCACCAGGCGUUUAUGGCAGAGCUGUUACUGAACCGCGAAUGGUUGGAUAAGAUCGAGAAGGAGGGGCAAGAGCUGAUCAAAGAGAAGCCCGAGCUGGCCGCGGUGGUGAGGAGGAAACUGCAGGAGAUUCACGAAUGCUGGACGGUUCUGGAGAGCACAACCCAGGAGAAAGCACGGCACCUGUUCGACGUCAACAGGGCCGAACAACUGGUGCAGACGUACAGCGAGCUGGAUCGGAGGUUGUCCCAACUCGAGGGGCAACUGCAGGUUGGGGACGGAGGGCGAGACAUCGCCACGGUUAACACCCAGCUCCAAAAACUACAGGUGCUCGAGAACCAGAUGGAGGGCUGGUACAAGGAGGUGGGGGAGCUGCAAGCACAGGCAGCCACCCUGCAGCAGCAGAGCUCGGGGAAAGACCAGGUGAUGGAGAAGCAGAACGUGGUGGAGACGAGGAUUGUGCGCCUGAUCGAACCGCUGAAGCAGCGGCGGAGGAUUCUGCUGGCGACCAAAGAGGUCCACCAGAUCACCAGGGACAUGGAGGAUGAGAUGCUCUGGGUGGAGGAGCGUCUGCCAUUGGCCCAGUCCAAAGAUCACGGAGUCAACCUCCAAACAGUGCAGCUGCUUCUGAAGAAACUUCAGACCCUACAGAGGGAGGUCCAGGGCCACCACCCGCGGAUUGGUGACGUGAUGGAGCGAGCGGGCCACAUUGCCUCCAUACAACAAACCCCAGAGGCUGACACGGUGCGCGUGGGUCUGGAGCGGCUACGGGAGCUGUGGGGCGCUCUGUUAGAGGAAGCAGAAGGGCGACAACAGCGGCUGCUGGCCAUGCAGCGAGCCCAGCAGUACUACUUCGAUGCAGGUGAGGUAGAGUCCUGGCUGAGCGAGCAGGAGCUACACAUGAUGACGGAUGAGAAGGGAAAGGAUGAGCAGAGCUCGCUCCAGCUGCUGAAGAAACAUCUGGGUCUGGAGCAGACCAUCGACGAUUAUGCUGAGAACAUUUGUGAGCUGUCAAAGACCUGCAGAGCGCUGUUGGAUGAAGGUCACCCAGAGAGUGAACAGAUCAGCAAGCAGCAGUCUCAGAUCGACCGCCUGUAUGUGAGUCUGAAGGACCUCGCCGAGGAGCGCAAGGGCAAGUUGGAGCAGCACUACUGGCUCUUCCAGCUCAACCGUGAGGUCGAUGAACUGGAGCAGUGGAUCGCCGAGAGAGAAGUUGUAGCGGGAUCUCCGGAACUAGGCCAAGACUUCGAGCAUGUCACAUUGCUGCUGGAGAAGUUCACGGAGUUUGCGCACGAGACGGCGAUGAUCGGCCAGGAGCGGGUGAACACGGUCAACCAGAUGGUGGACGAGCUGAUCGACUACGGGCACGGGGACGCGGCCACCAUUGCCGAGUGGAAGGACGGGGUGGGCGAGGCCUGGGCCGACCUGCUGGAGCUGAUCGAGACCCGGGUCCAGAUGCUGUCCGCCUCGCAGGAGCUGCACAAGUUCUUCAGCGACUGCAAGGAGGUGGCCGGCCACAUCGAGGAGAAACACAAGCUACUUCCCGAUGUGGCACUGGGCGACUCCACCAGCACCUUCACGCUGCAGCGAAUGCUCAGCUCCUUUGAACACGAUAUCCAAGCCCUCGUUAUCCAGGUGCGGCAGCUGCAGGAGAACGCGGCGCAGCUGCGGACGGUGUACGCGGGGGAGAAUGCGGAGGCCAUCCAGGUGCAGGAGCAGCGGGUGAUGCAAGCCUGGAAGGAGCUGGUGAGCACCUGCGACCAGCGCAAACUGCAGCUGACCACCACCGGAGACAAGAUCCGCUUCUUUGGCCUGGUCCGUGAGCUGGUGGGCUGGAUGGACAGCAUCGUCUGCCAGAUCGGCACCGGAGAGAAGCCUCGGGACGUCUCGUCGGUGGAGGUGUUGAUGAAUUAUCACCAGGGGCUCAGAGGGGAGAUUGAAGCCCGGCACAAGAAGCUCAAGUCGUGCGUAGAGUUGGGUAAAACUUUGCUCACCAGCAAACACCAGGCUUCUGGCGAGAUCCAGGAGAGGCUGGACAAGGUGCUGAAGAAGCAGAACGAGAUGAUGGAGAAGUGGGAGCAGCACUGGGUGUGGUUACAACAGAUGCUGGAGGUCCACCAGUUUGCGCAGGAGGCAGUGGUGGCGGAUUCGUGGCUGAGCACCCAGGAGCGUGUGGUCACCAGCGAGCAGAUCGGCAACAGCGUGGACGAGGUGGAGCAGCUCAUCAAGCGGCACGAGGCCUUCCGCAAGUCAGCAGCCGCGUGGGAGGAGAGGUUCAGCUCGCUACGGAGACUCACCACGCUGGAGCGGAUGGAGAACAAGUCACCGUUUGCCAUUCAGCAGCAGCAGCAGCAGCAGCAGCAGCCGGCCACCCCCAUGCUGAGCCGCAGGGUGCUGCCCGAGUCCAGGCCCUCUCCGGUCAAGCAGUUGGUGCCAGUGGCCGGGAUCCGUCCCGUCAAGCAGCAGGCCCAGCUCGAGAUCGUCGACGAUGCCGGGGACCGCGACAAGCGCGGCGGGGAGGAACACGCGGCCACCGUGGCUGCGCCGGAGCCGGCUGCCCCGCGCCCACACCAGGCCGAGGGCCGGCAGGAGCGGCCACAGAACAAGGCAGAGCCGGCGGAGGGCAGGACAGAGCGCCGGGGAGAACGGCAGGAGCCGCAGAGCGAACCGCGGGAACCCGAGUACGAAGCUGGGGACAGGAGAACAACCAUGGCAGAUAUCGUGGAGCAGCUACAAGAAAAGGAAGCCCAGGAACGUGACUCCUCACUCACCGCCGGUCUUCCCAACGGGAUUGAGAAACUCCCGGAGAGAGUCCCCCGCCCGGACAGGCCGCGGGCCAGAGACCGGCCCAAGCCCAGGAGGAGACCGCGGCCAAAAGAUCCCAACCAGGCGGGCGGGGACAGCCGCCGCUCGCGCUCCGCCCCGUCGCCCCAGAGCAGCACGACUGCGCCCGUCACGGUCUCCCACACGUCCGAACAAGAGGGCUUCCUCGCUCGGAAGCACGAGUUUGAAGCUCCCAACAAGAAAUCAUCCAGCAGGUCGUGGGUUAACAUUUACUGCGUGAUCAGUAAAGGAGACCUGGGGUUUUACAAAGACGCCAAGAGUCACAAAGCGGGGUCAACCCACAAUGGCGAGUCGCUCAUUACACUUAGCGAAGCCACAUGCGAAAUCGCCAACAAUUACAAGAAGAAGAAGUUUGUGUUUAAAAUCCGGACAUGCGAUGGCAAUGAGUUCCUAUUCCAGGCCAAGGAUGAGGACGAGAUGGACGACUGGAUCAAGGCUGCCUCCACAGCCAUCGCGGAACAUGCAGAAAUCGCCCAGCUGAGCGGCCAGAUCGUCCCGACCACCUCCUCCACCGAUGAAGGAAACCCCAAGCGUGACAGCGACCGAAGAUUCAGCCUCUUCGGAAAGAAGAAAUGAGGAUAGUGUUUAUUUUUGACAUGACAAACUGCGGGGCCCCUUGGCAUUGGGGUUGCACCUGGUGAGGUACAAAUGAUCUCGUCUCGAACCCCAGCAACUGAUGUUUUUAAUUUUAUAAUUUACACGGAUGUUGGCCAACUGGGGCUGCUUCUUUCCGAAUGGACUCGCAAGGACUUUCUACGCCCUGAGCAGAGCGGAUCGGUUCCCCGUGCCUGCGCGUGAAUCCUCGCGGCCCGGGGCUAGAAUCUGAGCUGGAGGGGGGUGUGAGCAAUGGAUCCAUCCAUCCUUUGAGACCCAAAGCGUGGCCAGUAUGUUCGGGCUCUGUGUUGCCUCUAUACUCCAGUUCCAUGCACGUAUGGACCUGUUCCAGCUUGAUCAUGGUUUAUUUAAUGACAAUGAAUAUGAGAAAAUAUCCCCUUCCCAUCAACAUAUUUUAUUAAAAAAAAAAAUGA
Leucoraja erinaceus (little skate) is the source of this 8456-nucleotide messenger RNA. Its product is annotated as spectrin beta chain, non-erythrocytic 4-like. Gene Ontology annotation, biological process: actin cytoskeleton organization. NCBI's taxonomy places the organism in Eukaryota, Metazoa, Chordata, Chondrichthyes, Rajiformes, Rajidae. Gene Ontology annotation, cellular component: cell junction; cortical actin cytoskeleton; spectrin. The record is from RefSeq and is a predicted model, not a curated record. The transcript is spliced from 35 exons. The coding region runs from base 643 to 8004 and encodes 2453 amino acids. Gene Ontology annotation, molecular function: phospholipid binding; actin filament binding; structural constituent of cytoskeleton.